AUUAAAGCUAUUGUAAUUUUGGUUGCCUAGUUGUAGGCGAAUUUAAUAAUUGAAGAAAAGAAUUUGUUAUAUCGGGAUGUAACAGUCCUCCCCCCUUAGAUCUUUAUUGUCCUCAAUAAAACAUUGAAAUUUAAUAAAUUGAAUUAUGUAGUUUAAUUUGAUUAUAUCUAUGCUGACAAGGAAAAUGACAAAAGGCAAAAAUGCAGUUGCGAGCCUUUCUGCAGAAGUCAAAACAACUAUUCCUUGUGUACGUGACUCUUGACACAAAAUCCUCUUUUAUGAGUGUCAUCAAAUUUUUGCAAGAUGACAUGCAUUGGAUCAACCUUUGUGUAGCGUGUCAAGACUUUUAGUAUCCGUUGAGUGAUGGAUGAUCAAAGGUCAGUUUUUAGUGAAAACACUGUGGAUUAUAUUAAUUAUUGUGAAGAAAGGAUGUUGCCACUCCCAUUGUUAAGAGAUAGGCAAUUGCCACCUGGUGAGUAAUUUUGAAUUAUUCUUCUUUUAUCCUUAAGAUCCUAGAAUUGGUCAUUGUCGCGUGUGAUUUUGAUUUAUACUAUGGAAGGCUCUUCUGGUGAUAUUAAUACUUUACAUCAGGAUUCAAUUAAUGAUUUCGAUUUAAGUGUGUUUGAAAAUUCAGGGAGUAAUAUUGAUUUACAAACUGAAAUUAAUAAAAAUUUAACUGCUGCAAUAUUUGGUUCUGUUGAUGAAUUGCGCUCUAGUGUUCCGUAUGUGAAUCAACAAAGAUUGAUCAUUGAACGUUUGAUAGAUUUGGAAGAGAGAGCGGGUAUUUUCCAAUUCGCUUUCUGGAAAAUCUCUUCUAAUAAAGCGGUGGAUGUUCUAUGUAAUUUGUGUAAUUUAAUUUUUAAUAAAACUUUUUCUAAAGAUGACUUUAAAAUUGUGCGCGAAUUAGACAGUCGUCGUCAAGGCGUGUUAGUGCGCGUUUCUUCUUUAGACUUAAAAAAAAACAUUUAAUCUAGUGAUUCUCGUUUUAAAUUAUAUGGAUAUCAUGUGGAUAUAUUUUAAUUAACAUCAGUUGUUUGUUCUUUGUUUUUAGUUCCCAUAAGGCACCGAAGGUCGGCUCGUCCUUCUCCAAGUACUUUGGCCAGAAUGUUUUUUUUAAUAAAUGAAAUGAAUCGGCUGAUGCAUCUUGGUGAAAGUAUAAAAAAUUAUUUAGAGGCUCCAACUUCACACAAGGUUAUCCAAAAGAAACGAGGGCGUCCUAGAAAAAGGGCUCACAUUGAUUCACCCUCCACAUCUAGCGCAGUGGCAUUUUUGAGUGCGGAAAUUGAGGAGUAUGAUAAUGUCUUAGUUUGCGCAAGGCGGCACUCAGAUGAAUUAAACAACAUCGUCACGGAAUUAAUAGUUGACGAAAAUACGAGACCGCUUGUUUGUAGACACAUUCCUCAUUCAUCGAUGGUUAUUUGUCAAGGAAUUCCAGAUACCGAUCAUCAAUUCUGCGGUUGUGGGCUGUAUCUCUCUGGAGAUGGAGAAUGUUUAUGCAGAAAAGGUCUGAAUUAUAGAUAUUCUCCUGCACUUAUCAAUGAUGAAGAUUUGGAACCUGGUCCCAGUCAUAUUUAUGAUGAAAUCGAUGUUGAAGAAUAACCUUGUCCUUUUACUUCCUUUCCUUUGUCACUUUUCUCCCAAUCAGCAUA
Leptopilina boulardi is the source of this 1649-nucleotide messenger RNA. RefSeq lists its product as uncharacterized. The record is from RefSeq and is a predicted model, not a curated record. The transcript is spliced from 2 exons. Bases 1105 to 1599 code for a protein of 164 amino acids. NCBI's taxonomy places the organism in Eukaryota, Metazoa, Arthropoda, Insecta, Hymenoptera, Figitidae.